Messenger RNA from Ictalurus furcatus (blue catfish), 2863 nucleotides. Its product is annotated as collagen and calcium-binding EGF domain-containing protein 1-like. Bases 175 to 1341 code for a protein of 388 amino acids. NCBI's taxonomy places the organism in Eukaryota, Metazoa, Chordata, Actinopteri, Siluriformes, Ictaluridae. The record is from RefSeq and is a predicted model, not a curated record. The transcript is spliced from 11 exons. Gene Ontology annotation, molecular function: calcium ion binding.
UUGACCCACAUGGGUUAUGCGCGCACACCGGGCAUCCGCGUGAAGGCUUUUUAAUCCGAUUUUUUCCUUUUUAUAAAAAAAAAAAAUGCCUCCUUAACACCGCGGAUUUUAUUCUUCAAGACCUGUCAGGAUUGGAGUGAUUGAAGUGUUUUCUGUCGACUGACCGAUGGAAACAUGAGCCGAUUUUAUUAUCGCAUGCUUCUUUUCCCAUUUACUCUCUUCAGUACUGUUUUACUUCCGACUUCUGGAAAAUCCCAAAAUGAAGCUGACAGAAACGGAGAAGAAUGUCCUGACAAUAAGAUUUUAACAGUGGAGUAUCCGUGUAUCAGAGCAGGAGGAGAGCGUGGCACAUGCCUCAGGAGGAAGUGCUGUAAAGGUUUCAGGUUCGUCAUGGGUCAGUGUGUACCAGAAAGUGUAGACGUGUGUGCAGGUUCUCCGUGUGAGCAGCAGUGUAUGGAUAACUUCGGCCGGGUGGUGUGUACGUGUUACAGUGGCUACCGCUUCGACCGGGAAAAACAUCGGCAGCACCUCCAUCCGUACUGCUUAGAUGUAGAUGAGUGUGAGGAGUCUAACGGGACGCUGUGUGAGGACGUGUGUGAAAACACACCCGGCAGUUUCCGCUGUCGUUGCAGUGCUGGAUACACACUGGCUGCAGACCAGCGAUCCUGCAUACCUACACACAAACUCUCUCUCUCACACUCUGCAGGGAAGUCUGAUACCCAGAUGAGUGCUGGUUCCUGCUCUCUCACCUGUCAGGACAUCAUGAACAUGAGGACUAGCCUACAGCAGCUCAAACUCCACCUGGGACACACACACUCGACUGGACAGGUGAUCUCACCUGAUCUAGCUAACAGCAGUGAAAAGCCACUUCCUGGUAGAGUGGGGAAAAAUCAUGAUAGCCACACCAUGUCUGGUCCACCAGGGGUGCCAGGACCCCCGGGGCUGCCAGGACCUCCAGGACAGAAAGGAGAACCUGGAUCCAUUGGUACUCCAGGGCCUCAGGGUCCGAGGGGUGAUAUGGGCCCUAUGGGUCCCCAGCCGGACCUGGAGCAUGUUAAGAGGGGACGCAGAGGACCAGUGGGACCACCGGGAGCACCUGGAAGAGAUGGGUUUAAGGGUGAAAAAGGUUCUCCUGGACUCAGAGGACCACCGGGACCUCCGGGAUCUUUCGACUUCCUCCUACUGAUGAUGGCAGACAUCCGUCACGACAUCAUCGAGCUGCAAGACAAAGUGUUUGGAAAGAGGACAGACUUCUUACUGGACACCCCCCCAGACGCCAUGGUGGAGGCGGAGUUUAAAGACUCGGGUUCAGGACAGGACGAGAAAGUGCUCAAUACAUGACGGAUGUGAAGGCGUGGCACAGUGAGAUGUCACAAUAAAGGACAUGAAACCGAAGCUGGCCGUCUUCAGUACUGAAACUUUGGACAAAUCAAGCAGCUGUCUCUCCGUCAGUGUACAGACAGCGAUGAUAACCCCGAAUGUCGGCUUUGCUUUGGGGCUCGAAUGAUGGAGAGAGAGCAAGAGCAGAGGGAGAAAUAAAUCACUUAAAGCGCACCUAUUAUGGUUUUGAAACGUGCCUAAUUUUGUUUUAAAGGUCUCGUACAAUAGAUUUACACGCAUCCGAGGACAAAAAACACUUUAACGUGCUCAACAUUUAAACUGCAGCAUUAUCUUUUUCCCCCCAGUGUCACAAACGACUCGUUCAAUGAUUCUAAAGGAUUCGCUCUAAACAUACUCUGCUCUGAUUGGUCAAAUGUCGCAGUCUGUUGUGAUUGGUCUACCGCUGUCAGCGAGCAGCCGAUGAAGACCAGAGGCGGGGUUUAUUGUUAUAAACCUACGUAGGUUAGUACAGGAAAUAAAGUCUGGAAUCACUAACGAUUCGAUUCAGCUGUUCAGAAUCGAUUCCUUCGUUUGAGAGUCGAUAACUCCGUUUGUCGUGCGCUUUGAUUUUUGAAACUUUGCAGACUUUUUACAUUCAGAAACAGCGACAUAUAUAACACACUACAUGAACGGGAAUAUUUGAAAAACCAUAAUAGGUGCACUUUAAUCUCAAACCACAAACUAACACAUGCAUUUGGUACAUGUACAGGAUGAAUCAGUUAUGCUAGUGGUGUGCCAUUGUAGGAAAAUAAUCAGUGUGAUGUGGGUUGAUGUGAAGUGGAGUCAUUCUCACCACCCUAAAGCUGAUUAUUCUGACGUUUUAAUUUCCUUUUAUACCACAGCAGUUUGCCCUCGAUUACAAUUUUUUUUUACAAUAUUACAUUUUGUGCUUUUUAUCCAUUUAGAGUUACGUUUAUUGUUGUGGAACGUCCCUGAAACAAGCUAGUUCCUGUUAUCACUUACAUUAUAAAAGCAGCUACAGUACUAUAAACAGUCGUUCCUUCGGCAGUCUCUCUUAUAAUACGAGAUCAGACUGAAGACUUUUGGCAAACUUAAAGUUACAGCUUUACCCCUGACUAUUACGGUAUAAAGCUCCGAAACUUGGACACGCCUUCCAAAAAAUAAAAAAGAGCUAAAGAAACAUCUCCUUACAGAAAACUUCACCAUAUCACAUACCACAAUUACACACCUUUUCAUAAUCUGUUUAAGGGUAAAAAUGAUCAGAACGAGUGCGUUGAUAUCAACAGGAUUUGCCUGGCAGCAGGAACUACAGUCAGAGUUGCUGUUAUGGGAAAUUAAUCAACACCUUCUGACCAAUCAGAAUCGAGAAUUCAACAGUGGAAUAGUUGAUCAUCUAAGCACCACCUUGUACCUUUAAUGUUAACUAAUUGUUUUUCUCCUGAAGCGUCACAGAAGUCUUGAAUAAUCUACGAACUGUCCAAUACUGCCAUUCUCUUAAAAUAAAUAAAUAAAUAAAUAAAUA